Messenger RNA from Lichtheimia ornata, 201 nucleotides. RefSeq lists its product as uncharacterized. The transcript has a single exon. Bases 1 to 201 code for a protein of 66 amino acids. Lineage: Eukaryota; Fungi; Mucoromycota; Mucoromycetes; Mucorales; Lichtheimiaceae. The record is from RefSeq and is a predicted model, not a curated record.
AUGCGGGGUCUUUAUGAGGACAAAGUUGCUCGGCGGGGUCAAAGCGAUCUUGUGUCAAAGUAUGAAGUUCAUCGUGGCCAAUCCCAGAUUUCGCAAAUGUCGCCACCAGCCAAAUUGGAUCGGCGGGUCGACCUCUUCGACGACGAGCAAAAGUAUUUUUUGGCUGGUGGCGACAUUCGCCCAAUCUUGGAUCGCCCAUGA